Molecule: messenger RNA, 2864 nt
Organism: Nelumbo nucifera (sacred lotus)
Lineage: Eukaryota; Viridiplantae; Streptophyta; Magnoliopsida; Proteales; Nelumbonaceae
Source: RefSeq, a predicted model, not a curated record
CUCUUAUUUGUGGAAAACCCUAAUAUACUGAUCCAAGUCCAAGUUGACCAUCUUAACACCCUAUUUUGAGUUUAGUCCGAGGACCAGGAGUAGGACAGAGGAGGGCAUUGGAAGAAAAGAAGGAAAAAAUAAAAGGAAAGAGGGGGGGGGGGGGGUGUGAAAAGGGCCGAGACAUGGCUUUGGGGGGAAGGGUCACUCCCAACUAAAGUACUGCCACGAAAUGGGAGGGAAUGUGUGUGCGUGUGUAUGAAAUAAUGGGCGGGACAACAAUGGGAGAAAAUACGGGGAGCGCAAAAACUGCUCUCGUGCCCUAGAUCAAUCACUUCCCGCCAAAAACUUUUAUAUCUCUCUCUCUCACUCUGAGUAGACCCCGGAGCGAUAAUCGGGUUUGAAUUCGAAAUCCAUGGCAGGAUGGUCGAUUUUAACUGAUGGGUCUGCUCUAGAUCGCGCUGAAGUCCUUCGACAUCUUCAGAGUAAUGGCUUCUGCUUGGAUCUCGAUGCUUCACUGAAGGGGAGUGUAGAUAGUGGUUGUAAAGACAAGCUCCGAUGUCUAUUCGAUCAGAUUCUUUCUGUUUUUCUAAAAGAGAUCUCUACCGGUGGAGAUCUUCGGCCUUUACCUCUAAUGCUUGGUGAUGGGCGGUUUGUAGAUUUGUUCAAACUCUUCUGGGUUGUGAGGAAAAAGGGCGGAUACGAUUGUGUGUCUAAGAAUAGGUUGUGGGCUUCCGUGUCAGAAGAGGUUGGCUUGGGUUCGGGCGUCACGUCUUCUGUGAAGCUGGUUUAUGUAAAGUAUUUGGAUACGUUAGCUCGAUGGUUACAGAGAAUCUUUAGAAAUAAGGGCUUUACAGUAGGUUUAUCGGACUGUGGUGGUAACUUGGGUUUGUUUUCCGUGGAGUUAGAGACCGAAUCCAUAGUUAUGCCGUCCCAGAUGUCAGAGGAAAAGAAGAAAGAAGGUGAUUCGAUUAAGUUGGAUUCAGCUAAGAACGAGUUUCAUUUGUUAGCCGCGGAAAACACGUGUAACGCACCUGAGAUAAGAAGUGUGAUCGAGUUGGACAGUGACGAGAAACUUGCUGACGACGAGGAAGAUGUUAUACUCUUGGAUAAAAGCCUUGUUAAUGAAGAUUCAUUUUCUCGUAAGAGAAAGCGAGAGUCUCUAUCAGGAAUGCUGAAUUGGGUGACCGAGAUUGCCAAGAAUCCUGGUGAUCCUGCCAUUAAAAUGUUACCAGAAUGGUGUGGAGGUAGCGACUCCUGGAUGCACGCUCUGUUGGCACGUGAGGCAUUAUUUCUAAGAAGGCAAAUUCCUUCAAGUUCUGUACAGUCUCUCUUGCAGAAAAAGCAGAAGAUGCAUCCCUCCAUGUAUGAGGAUCAUAGUGGUGGUGAUAAUUCUACAGAGAGAUUGAGAUGCAGCGAGAGACUACUUUCUCUGAAAAAAUCUCACUCACUUCCAUGUUCCAAGUCAUCCAAAAGUGACUUAAAUAUGGGCCUAACUCCUUGCAUGAAAGUGCUGGAGAAUAAUACCCGUGACCGGCAAUUGCUUGUUUCUGUUGGUUCUUUGACUGCAAACAUGGAAAUUGGUUUGCACAGUGAUGAUUACUUUCAGAAGCAGGUUUCUGUGGGCCCAAUGUAUCAAGCUGAAGUUCCAGACUGGACUGGUGUAGCUUCUGAAAGUGACUCUAAAUGGUUGGGUACACAGAUUUGGCCACUGGGAUCAGGUGAACGCAUUUCUGUAAUAGAAAGAGAUCCUAUUGGCAAGGGGAGAUUAGAUUCAUGUGGCUGUCAAUUUUCAGGGUCCGUUGAAUGCAUUAGAUUUCACAUAGCGGAGAAAAGGAUGAGACUGAAGAUUGAAUUGGGGUCGGCUUUCCUUCGUUGGAGGUUCAACUACAUGGGGGAGGAAGUUUCACUUUCAUGGACAGAGGAAGAAGAAAAGAGGUUCAAGGCUAUAGUGAGGUUAAAUCCACCGUCUCUGGACAAGUGUUUCUGGGACCAGGCAUUUAAAUCUUUUCCUACUAAAAAGAGGAGGGACUUGGUGAGCUAUUAUUUCAAUGUGUUUGUUCUUCGGCGAAGAAGUUAUCAGAAUCGGGUGACCCCAACCAACAUCGACAGUGAUGAUGACGAAUCGGAUUUUGGAUCUUUAAGUAAUGGUUUUGGGCAUGAAACAGUAAAGGUUGCAGGGUCUAAAUCCGUCUCAUGUGCUCAGAAUAAGCAAUGUAUUGAUUUAGAAGGACGCUCAUACGUGGGCUAGAUAUCAAGAUUGUGCUCAGAAGUGUAAAUUUAAUUAGAUUUUACGAGUCGACUAUUGAGUGAUUGCCAAUGAAGAUCUAGAAAUGCUUUGCAACCCCACUGGCCACAGCCUUUGAGAACUGUAUGGGUCUGUCCAACGAUCGUCAUGGUUAUGUAUGACCUAUGGGUUGGAUAAUUUUGGAUGGUUGAUUGGAAACAUGGCUUCGACCGACUGACAGAGCGAAUUACACGGAUCCUGUUUGAAUUCAGCCUUUGCUGUUCAUGCAUUUCUAGGCCUUGCAUGUAUUGUAACGGUGGUGGCAAAUCACUAGGAAAAUAUAAUACAGCAAACUCAUGCUCUAAGCAAAUGUCAGAGAGAGAGAGAGAGAGAGUAGAAAUGGUAUUAUAUAACAAUUUUUUUCUUCGGAAUGUUCAUGGUCAAGUCUCAGCUAUUUGUAAUGAUUUCUUCAAUAGGAGGUUAGAACAGACUCGAUAGAUUUAGCUUUUCCUAUAGAGAUUAGAAAGGGAGGAUACGCGUUUUUGUGUUUUACAAUGCCCAAUCUGAAUUGUUGUCUAAUGUUACAUGUUAACAGUACUAUUGAUUUGUUUUUUUUUUUAAAUUUAAGAAAAAAGUUCCAAUUUGCCUC